Molecule: messenger RNA, 4152 nt
Organism: Closterium sp. Naga37s-1
Lineage: Eukaryota; Viridiplantae; Streptophyta; Zygnematophyceae; Desmidiales; Closteriaceae
Source: the annotation of a GenBank genome assembly
AUGGAUCAUGACUCAGGCGAAGGGAAGCUGGAGAGUGCGCCAAAGUUCGACGGGAGCGACUAUUGGACUUGGAGCUUCCGAUUCGAACAAUGGGCAGAGGCGCACGAUCUAUGGGGGUACUUUGAUGGUUCGGAGGAGCGGCCUGCAUCGGGUGACGCACGGCUGAAGUGGGAGAGGAAAAAUCAGAAGGCAUUCGCUCAAUUCUGCAAUGCCUUGGUGCCAGAUGAGCUAAUUCGCUUGGUACGGGAGUUCGGCGGCAAGACCGAGUUGGGCAGCGCACCUGUUGAUGGCGGAGCAAGAGCGAUCACACGAGUUCCUGCAGGCACAGCAGCGGCAUACAUACGAGUGAAGGAGUUCUACCUUCAGCGUGGAUUGUGUAACCGGAUGGCACUCUCUGAGGAGCUCUCUUCCUUGAAGAUGAAAGAGGGGGAGGGAGUGGCUGCAUACUGGGCGCGUGCCGAGGACUUGAGGUCCAAGUACUUGGCUGCAGGAGGAAAGGAGGAGGUUGAGGAGUGGAUGAUGAGGGUACUCAAAGGACUACCUCCUCAUUUUGAGAUGCUGAAGGUGGUACUGAACAACCAAUCAUCAUCGCUCACUAAGGAUCAGCUGCUUACCUCUUUGAGGAGCGAGGAGAUGCGGAUUGGUGUCGCGCCAAGAUCGGAUGGUGUAGCCACUUUUGGAGCGGGUACGAAAGUGGGCAGCAGCGGCAGGGGAAACUGGGACAAGGGAGGAAAGCAAGGAGGCAGCGGUAGCAGCAGCGGCACCACCUCGGGCAGAUGGGGUCAGGGGAAAGGCAAAGUAGGAGUGCUUGAUUUCCCUUGGGGGUCCAAGGGCAUGGCUCCUAGGGGGUUGUGUCAUGGCUGUUGGGAUGAGGGAGAUGCAUGGCAGCGAUGUCCUCACCGACCUAAAGGAGGCAUUCCGGCAUUCUUACAGAGGGGGGGUCGUGGGUCCAACGGCAAGGCAAAGGUGGCGGAUGAGGAGGAGCAGGAUGACAAGGCAGAGGCAGUGGUUGGAGAGGCAGUUGCAGCAGUGGGAGAGGAGCAGCCGCGAGAGGGGUGGUGGAUUGACAGUGGGGCCAGCCACAACUUUACUCCUUAUGCAUCGGACUUCCAAAGUAAGCUUCAGCCACCAGAGGUUCGGGGAGUUAGAUUGGGAGAUGGACGGGUGGUGAAAGCUGUUGGCAUGGGUGAGGUGCCAGUGGUUGGUGCUGGAGGCCAGCUGCUGAGGAUUCAAAAGGUCCACCUUGUGCCUGAGAUGCACACACGUCUGCUGUCAGUCCCACACCUCACCUCUCGGGAUGUCAUCGUCACAUUCCAGGGCAAGAGAUGUGUUAUCAAGCGGGGAGAGAGGGUGUUGGCGAUUGGAGAAAAGGAGAGGGGCAGGGACCAUGGAUUGGUGCGGAUGUCUCUUCCUCUUGUUCGGGGCACACAAGAUAGUGCUCUUGCAGCUGGGUCCUCCUCCUCAUUUUCCCCAUUGACCCUUGCUCAUCGCCGCCUUGGUCACACCGCCCCCACAACAUUGCAACAGAUGGCUCGGGGGAACAGUGUACUGGGCUUGGAGAUCGGUGGGGGGAGCACUGAUUGCUCCCCAUGUGAGCCUUGCUUAUUGGGAAAGUCGGCUCGGAAGCCGUUUCCCCACGAGGCGUCUCGGGCACUUGGGCCUUUGGAUGAGGUCCACAUGGAUUUGUGGGGGCCAGUGCGCACACCGUCACUGGGAGGAGCGGUGUAUGUCCUCAGUCUCAUUGACGACUUCACCAGACGAGUUUGGUCGUUCCCGCUCCCCAACAAAGAAUCGGCCACAGUCGCAAAAGUCCUUCGCCAGUGGCAUAAGGACGUGGAGUUGGAGUAUGGGCGGAAGCUGAAGGCUGUUCGCUCCGACAGGGGUGGCGAGUUCUUGGGGGACGCUGUGAAAGCAUGGAAAGCGGAGUUUGGCAUCAAAACCCAAUUGAGUGUCGCAAAAACACCGCAGCAGAAUGGGGUCGUGGAGAGGUGGCACAGGACGAUGGCAGAGGGGAUUUGCACAUUGUUGGUCGACAGUGGUCUCCCUGCUCGCUUGUGGGGUGAAGCAUUGAUGUGGGUCGUGUGGGUUAAGAACAGGGUCAUCCACAGUGCUUUGCCUGCCUCCAUCACACCAAUGGAGGCGUGGUCCGGCCAGAAGCCGCAUGUGGGCAUGGCUCGGAUUUGGGGUUGCAUGGGGAGUGUCAUGCUGCAUGGGCAUGAGAAGGGUGGCAAGCUUGAUGCACGGGCUGUCAUGUGUGUCUGUGUUGGGGUGGACAUGGAGAGCAAGGGUUGGCGCAUGCUGGACCCUUCUCUCAUGCGCAUUCGCAUUGCUCGGGAUGUUGACUUUCUUGAGAAUGUGAUGUGGAAGGAUUGGGACAAGGCAAAGGGAUUUGGGGAGCUUCUGCAGGAUGCAGCUGCGAUUUCCCAACUCCUCCCUCUUCCACUCUCUCCACCCUCAGCAACGGCUGAUGACGUUGAGAUGCCACCUUCAUCACUGCCACCGGCACCGCUGAGUGUGUCGGUGCAGCAGCAGCCCACCCCUCUGCAGCAGCUCAGUGGCCCCUCGGUCAUUCAGCGGAGAUCCGCUGCACAUGCUACUUCCUCUUCCUCCUCCUCUGGUCAGCGCUCUGUCCCUCUCUCAACGGGUGCCCCUCCGUCACCAGCGACUACCUCCCCACCACCGGUUACGGGUUUGCAGGUGCUUGGUAUCCAGUCUGGUACAGGUGGUGAGGAGGUAGGGGGGGAUGCUGGUGUGGUUGAGGGCAUGCUGUGUUUGGCCAGGGAGGUGGAAGGUGUUGCACUGGCAGGUGUGAGCACCGGUGAUGUCCCACGCACACUCGCUGAGGCCCUGCGUGGCCCUGAGGGCCCUGCGUGGAAGGCAGGCGCUGAGAAGGAGGUAAAUGCAAUGCGCACUAUGGUCCCUUCCCUUGGCGUCCCCUCUGGCUGCGCGGGUUUUGAGACAUCUCAAGCAUCUCCUCUCCUCUCCUCUCCUCUCCUCUCCUCUCCUCUCCUCUCCUCUCCUCUCCUCUCCUCUCACUGCCUCUCCUCUCACUGCCUCUCCUCCCCGCACCCAUCCUUUCCUCCCCGCUUUCAUCCCCGCUCCCAUCCUUUCAUCCCCGCUCCCAUCCUUUCCUCCCCGCUCCCAUCCUUUCAUCCCCGCUCCCAUCCUUUCCUCCCCGCUCCCAUCCUUUCCUCCCCGCUCUCGUCCUUUCCUCCCCGCUCUCGUCCUUUCCUCUCCCCUCUCAUCCUUUCCUCCCCGCUCUCGUCCUUUCCUCCCCGCUCUCGUCCUUUCCUCCCCGCUCUCCUCCUCCCGUCCCUGUCCCCCUUCUUCCCCUCAUGUCCCCCGCUCCUUCCCCCCUUUUUCCCCCUCCAUGCCCUCAUUCCCAUUCCUCCUUCCCCUCAUUUCACCCUUUUCUUCCUCAUUUCCCCACUUCUUCCCUUUGAUUUCCCCGCUCCCCCCUUCCGCCACCUGCUUCUGCAGCGUGGUCACCGCCACGGAACCGCCAUCUGCACGUUUGACGAGGUGCGCGAGAUGCGCCCAUUCAUGCGCCAUCCCUCCGAGCCCUGCCUCGCUGCCCUCCGACUCUCUCCCCCCUGUCCUCCUCUCUCCCCCCUGUCCUCCUCUCUCCCCCCUGUCCUCCUCUCUCCCCCCUGUCCUCCUCUCUCCCCCCUGUCCUCCUCUCUCCCCCCUGUCCUCCUCUCUCCCCCCUGUCCUCCUCUCUCCCCCCUGUCCUCCUCUCUCCCCCCUGUCCUCCUCUCUCCCUCCAUCCCCCCGUUUCCCUUCCCCCAGCUUCCCUUCCCCCCACUUCCCAUCCCCCCUUUUUCCCGUCCCCCCAUUUCCCUUCCCCCCGUUUCCCUUACCCCCAUUUCCCUCUCCCCCAUUUCCCUUCCCCUCAUUACCCUUCCCCCAUUUCCCUUCCCCUGCUUCCCUUAUCUCCGUUUUUCUUCCUCCUGUUUCCCUUCGCCCCAUUUCCUACACCUGGCGAAUAUUGGCCCUUGCAACCUGUUCCUCUUCUUUUUCCCCUUCUUUUCCCCUUCCUUUCCCUUUGCUUUCCUUAUGCCCAGGCUAUUGCUCUGCCACUCUCCUCUUUUCCCCGCGUCCUCGGCUAAGUGUGCUGUGCAGGCUGCAGCAGGGCAGCGGGGCGCCAUGUAG